This is a messenger RNA of Linnemannia hyalina, 729 nucleotides long. NCBI's taxonomy places the organism in Eukaryota, Fungi, Mortierellomycota, Mortierellomycetes, Mortierellales, Mortierellaceae. The record is from the annotation of a GenBank genome assembly.
AUGGCAUCCACUCUCCAGAAGCUAACCUCGGUCGUCCACCAGGCAACUGCCAAGCACUCCGCCACCGUCAUCUUCAUCCACGGACUUGGAGACUCUGGUCACGGCUGGCAAGUCAUCCUUUCCACAUUUCACAACUUGGCUCCCGUCGGAGAGGAGCUUGGAAGACAUCUGCCCCAUGUCAAGUUCAUCUUCCCCAACGCUCCUGAUAUGCCAGUGACCUUAAACAACGGCAUGGCCAUGCCCUCCUGGUACGACAUCAAGGCUUUGUCGACCAUCGACACCGAUCAGGACGAGGCCGGCAUGCUCAAGUCGCGCCAGCGAGUAAUGCAGAUUAUUCGUGAGGAGGUUGAGGAGAACAACAUCCCCGCCAACCGCAUUAUCAUUGGAGGCUUCUCACAGGGAUCCGUUAUGGGCUUGUUGACUGGACUGACUGCCGAAUACAAGUUUGCCGGAAUCGUCUCGUUGAGUGGAUACAUGCCCCUGCACAAGAAGAUCAUGAACAUGGCUUCAGAUGCUAACCGCAAGACACCCAUCUUCUGGGGACAUGGAGAUGCCGACCAGGUGGUCCGUUACGCCUAUGGUGUGCAGUCGGUCGAGUUGUUGAAGAAGAAUAAGUUUGACGUCCGGUUCAACACCUACCGCAACUUGGGACAUGGAUCUUCCCCACAGGAAAUUAGAGACUUAUUGAACUUUUUGAAGGAGACCAUCCCUGCCGAGCCCAAGGCCUAG